AAUGACUAAUAUUAGUGAAAAAGUCACACUACGAUAAAACGACACCGCCUAGGAGGUUUUCCUGUUGACUCAAUAACUAAAUUUUUGUAAAAUACCGUGAAGUAGUGUUGUGGAAUUCGUGUUGACUGACCAGAGUCCGCGAAUUUGAUAGAGAUGACCGAACUACAUAAAUUUGGGGUAAGCCCCAUAACUUGCCAUGCCUGGAACCAGAACAAAACUGAAGUGGCAAUUUCUCCCAACAACCAUGAAGUCCAAAUCUACAAACAAAACGGAUCCGACUGGAAAUUGCUCGACGUUUUGAACAAACAUGAUUUACGUGUGAUGGGAAUAGAUUGGUCCCCAACAUCCAACAGGAUUGUGAGCUGUGCUGCUGACAGGAACGCUUAUGUGUGGACCCAGGACAAGGACGGUAAAUGGAAGCCGACAUUGGUAUUUUUACGCAUCAAUCGCGCCGCCACUUGUGUUAAGUGGUCACCAAACGGUAACAAAUUCGCCGUUGGUUCCGGAGCAAGAUUGAUCUCCAUUUGUUACUUUGAAAAGGAGAACGACUGGUGGGUAUCGAAGCACAUAAAAAAACCGAUCAGGUCAACAGUUACAACCAUUGAUUGGCAUCCAAACAAUGUCUUGUUGGCGGCCGGUUCAACUGAUUUUAAAGUACGUGUGUUUUCGGCUUACAUCAAAGAUAUAGAGGAGACGCCUGAGGCCACCGCUUGGGGACAAAAGAUGCCUUUGGGUCAACUGAUGGCCGAGUUUGUCAAUUCUAAUGCAGGCGGAGGUUGGGUACAAAGCGUGAGCUUCUCACCUGAUGGUAACAAACUUUGCUGGGUGUCGCACGAUUCCACCAUCAACUUGGCAGACGCAACCAAAGGAAACGCAGUCGUCAAACUAAGAACAAAAUAUUUACCGUUUUUGAGCUGUACCUGGAUCUCAAACAGAUCCAUAAUCGCGGCCGGUCACAGUUGCAUUCCUGUUCUUUAUAACAUCGACGCGAAUGGACAGUUGACUGAUGGCGGACGGUUGGAUACGUCUCAGAAAAAGGAUACAGGCGGUUUGUCGGCGAUGAAAAUGUUUCAUUCAUUGGACAAACAAGCCAGAAUUGAAACUUCCGAUACCAAUUUAGAUUCCAUACAUCAGAAUGCCAUAACAUGCGUUUGCAUCCAUACUGGGAACAAGUCGAAAGUUGCAAAGAUUAGUACUUCUGGUCUGGAUGGACAACUUGUUAUCUGGGACUUGAAUUCAUUGGAGAGAUCCAUUCAAGGAUUGAAAAUUGAAUAAAGUGUGACUUUUUUAUACAAAAUAUUAUGUGAAUGUCAAUAAAAAGGAAAUGAUUUA
Aethina tumida (small hive beetle) is the source of this 1332-nucleotide messenger RNA. RefSeq names its product actin-related protein 2/3 complex subunit 1A-A (gene Arpc1). NCBI's taxonomy places the organism in Eukaryota, Metazoa, Arthropoda, Insecta, Coleoptera, Nitidulidae. The record is from RefSeq and is a predicted model, not a curated record. Gene Ontology annotation, biological process: Arp2/3 complex-mediated actin nucleation. The transcript has 2 exons. Gene Ontology annotation, molecular function: actin filament binding. Bases 154 to 1275 code for a protein of 373 amino acids. Gene Ontology annotation, cellular component: actin cytoskeleton; Arp2/3 protein complex.